Molecule: messenger RNA, 1506 nt
Organism: Fonsecaea multimorphosa CBS 102226
Lineage: Eukaryota; Fungi; Ascomycota; Eurotiomycetes; Chaetothyriales; Herpotrichiellaceae
Exons: 5
Coding region: 1-1506 (501 amino acids)
Biological process (GO): fungal-type cell wall (1->3)-beta-D-glucan biosynthetic process
Cellular component (GO): cytoplasm; fungal-type cell wall
Molecular function (GO): 1,3-beta-glucanosyltransferase activity
Source: RefSeq, a predicted model, not a curated record
AUGGGUGCUCAACCUGGUUUGUUUUUCCUGGUUCUCGCGGCCAUCUGCGCCACGAUAAACGCGAUUCCCACCAUCUCAGCGGUCGGUUCCAAGUUCUUCACGAGCGAUGGCAACCAAUUUUACAUCAAAGGUGUUGCCUACCAGUUGGUUGAAGACGAUCCCCUUGUGAACACCACCCAAUGCACACUCGAUGCCGCGCUCAUGCAGCAGUUGGGCGCCAACACCAUUCGUGUAUACCAUGUGGACGCGUCUGCGGAUCAUUCGGGUUGCAUGAACGCUUUCGCUGCUGUUGGGAUCUAUCUGUUUGUGGACAUGGACAGCUUCACCACAUACAUUCGAUACGACACUGACUCGUCGUGGACCGCGAACAAAUCAGCAUCGUACAGAGCUGUUAUGGACAACUUUCAACAAUACGACAACACCGCUGGGUUUUUCGUGGGCAACGAGGUGCUCAAUACUUUGGCUGAUUCUGGCGCUGCCCCGUAUCUUCUCUCUGCUGCUGCCGACCUCAAGGGUUAUCAAGAUGCCAAAGGCUACCGCAAGAUUCCCAUCGGCUACUCGGCAACCGACACUGCCGUUCUUCGGCCUAUGCUCCAGGACUACUUGGUGUGCCGUCCUAAUGUGACAGAACGCCUGGACUUCUAUGCAUUGAACAGCUACGAGUGGUGCGGAUCCACACCGACUUUUCAGACUUCAGGAUACGUUGAACUGCAGGCGCUUGCCGAGAAUUACCCGGUUCCCAUUUUCUUCUCGGAGGACGGCUGCAAUACCGUGCCGCCACGGACGUUCGACGAUCAGGCUGCAAUCUUUGGCCCGCAGAUGGUCGACACCUGGUCCGGGGCCAUCAUCUACGAGUGGAUUCAGGAGACGAACGAUUACGGACUCGUCUCGUAUGGUCCGCAGGUCGGAGCAGACGUCAACGACGGGUCGAUUAUUGUGCAAGGAUUCACGCGCCAAGGAGUGCCGACCCCGAUUUCGCCGGAUUUCACCAACCUUCAACAACAAUGGAAGACGCUGACCCCGACCGGUGUGAGUUCUGCUCAAUAUGCGGCGACGGUUUCGACGACGGUGCCGGCUUGCCCAAGCUCGACCGCAGGAGGAUGGACAGUGGACCCUAGCGCGCCUCUUCCCACGAUUGGAGUUGGAGCCGUCUCAGCAGGUAUGCCAAGCGACGUGCCGAAGGGCAGCAUCACAGUGACCCCUUCUGCCGCCGGGACCCCUUCACCUUCUACUUCGCUCUCUGUUUCUGCUUCUUCCACGUUGCCGUCGGUUUCGACUUCGCAGGUCAGUAGUACUUACAGAUCGACAGUCACCCCGUCGUCAAUUAGCUCCAAGGCCAGCAGCACGGCAUCGGGCAGCGCUGCUGCUGGUGCCGCCAGUGCGACGACCUCUAAAGGAGCUGCUGGCAGAAGCGUUUCCGGACCUCCCUCGUUCACGGGUGUUGGAUUUGUGGGCAUGGUGCUUAGCUUGGCGACAGUAGGCGCCGGCGUGAUGGUUUGGCUGUGA